AUGAUGCACGACCAGCUGUGGAUGGCGGCAGUGCGCGAAAACCCGGAUCCGAACCGACUGUACCCCGUGCUUGCAUUGGGGUUCAAUGACCUCAAGAAGCGCAUCGAGUCGCAAGCUCGGGAGGCGCAACGCCAGCGCGCACUGCUUCAGAACCUGGCGACGCGGCUGGCAGCGCUGGAACAGAAGCACUCGCUGUCGAACAGUGUGCGUGCGCAGGCGGCGCAGAACCGUCAGGCGCAGCUGCACCACCGCUUGGUUGGGUUGGUGGGCAAGACGCAGCUGCUGAUCCCGGCGCUGCGCGGCAAGAGCAUCGGCCCGGAAGAAGAGAGGCUGAUCGCGAUUCUCGAGGCGUGUGAGGCCGAGAUCACGGGCUCCACCGCCGCCCUCGCCUCUUCGCGUUCGUCACAUGCGUCUACCUCCUCGGCUGUCGGACAUCCAGCCACCGCCGCCAACCACCCGGCCAACCAUGCCCGCCUGCGUGCGAGGAUCAACGAGCUCUGGGCGCAGCUCGGCGUCAUUCGCGCCAAGAGGGAGAUGUUGGCGAGAGAAGGAAGGAGCGCUACUACGGAGUGGGCGGUGGUGGACCAGGCUGGGUUGGAGAACGUCACGCGCAUCCUGGCGCAGCAGCAGCAAGGGCUCAAUCAUCUGUGCACUACGCUCGAGACGGAUUCAAAGACGAUGGAUACGAUCACGAGCGGUCUCACUGGCGUCAAGCUUGUCGGGGUGUCGAGGUGA
Molecule: messenger RNA, 735 nt
Organism: Sporisorium graminicola
Lineage: Eukaryota; Fungi; Basidiomycota; Ustilaginomycetes; Ustilaginales; Ustilaginaceae
Exons: 1
Coding region: 1-735 (244 amino acids)
Biological process (GO): NLS-bearing protein import into nucleus; protein localization to nuclear inner membrane; nuclear pore organization
Cellular component (GO): nuclear pore; nuclear pore central transport channel
Molecular function (GO): structural constituent of nuclear pore
Source: RefSeq, a predicted model, not a curated record